AGAGAGAGAGAGAGAGAGAGAGAGAGAGAGAGAGAGAGAGAGAGAGAGAGAGAGAGAGAGAGAGAGAGAGAGUUUGAUAUGGAGUGGUUUGCAAGAUUGCCUGAGGAUUGCAUAUCAGAGAUUCUGUCAUACACUUCGGCUGUGGAUGCUUCGAGAUCAUCGGCUGCGUCGAAAGAGCUCAAAUCGGUGGCACAAAACGAUGUCGUUUGGGAGAGAUUCUUGCCUCUUGAUUAUCAAGAAAUCAUCUCCAAAGCAGUCUCUCCUCUCAAAUAUGCCACUAAAAAAGAUCUCUAUUUCAGCCUCUCUGACUCCCCUAUCCUCAUUGAUCAAGGCAAAAUGAGCUUUUCUAUCGACAAAAGAAGUGGAAAGAAGUGUUUCAUGAUUGGAGCAAGGGAGCUUAUGAUUUCAUGGAAAGGCUGUUGGGAUUUCAUUCCAAACCCAAUGUCCAGAUUCUCAGAGGUGGCAAAGCUGAGAUCCAUGGGAUGGAUUCACAUUCAAGGAAAAAUAAAAACUGAAAUCUUGUCCAAAAACACUAUGUAUGCAGCCUAUUUAGUGUUCUUGCUAGAAAGCAAGGAAGGCCUAAGAUCAUCAAACACAGUAUUAAGGUUAAGUCUCAAUGACAAAUCAAGGAAAAAUGGUAUAAAAAAAGAGCGUAUUGAAUCCAGAGAAACUGGGAAAUUAGCAAAGAUGAGAGGAGAUGGAUGGUUGGAGAUAGAAAUGGGAAGGUUCUACAACAGCAGCGACGACGAAGGCGAGGUGGAGGCGUGGCUCACCGAGAUCAAUAGCCCAUACGACAAGUCCGGACUUAUCGUCCAUGGUAUCGAGUUCCGACCUUUAUAGCACGACAACGUCAAACAAUACAUUUAUUUUCCAUGUUGUUAUGGUGACAAAUUGAGUAAAGUAGCCCGCGAAAAUUAUAGGUUAUAUAGUGAUUCUAGUUCUCUCUUUAUUCCAAGCAGGGUUUUUCUGACCAAGUUGAACCGACCCUAUGUUAAAUUGUACUAGCAAAUUUGAAUUGUAGAUAUAUUAUCGGUCAGUUAAAAUUUAAGCCUAUAGUUCGACGACCAGUUCUAAUAUACUACAGUAAUAAACAUUUGUUUGUAUCUUUUGUCAAUGAUAUCUUUUUAACUUUGAA
Molecule: messenger RNA, 1135 nt
Organism: Salvia splendens (bonfire salvia)
Lineage: Eukaryota; Viridiplantae; Streptophyta; Magnoliopsida; Lamiales; Lamiaceae
Product: F-box protein PP2-B11
Exons: 3
Coding region: 79-840 (253 amino acids)
Molecular function (GO): protein binding
Source: RefSeq, a predicted model, not a curated record